Messenger RNA from Hippocampus zosterae (dwarf seahorse), 1203 nucleotides. RefSeq names its product TAF11 RNA polymerase II, TATA box binding protein (TBP)-associated factor (gene taf11). The transcript has 6 exons. The record is from RefSeq and is a predicted model, not a curated record. NCBI's taxonomy places the organism in Eukaryota, Metazoa, Chordata, Actinopteri, Syngnathiformes, Syngnathidae. Gene Ontology annotation, molecular function: protein heterodimerization activity; transcription coactivator activity. Gene Ontology annotation, cellular component: nucleus; transcription factor TFIID complex. Gene Ontology annotation, biological process: transcription initiation at RNA polymerase II promoter; RNA polymerase II preinitiation complex assembly. Bases 270 to 893 code for a protein of 207 amino acids.
AAGGUUUCAGAACAGCGACCGGAACUGACGUUAGGUAGCAGCAAGUUGCCUGAUUCUGUCCUCACGAAAAAUGAAAAGUCGCUAGCAUAAUUAGAGAAUAAAUUGUUACUUUCUGAAGGAAACUUUUGUUUUAGGCCGUGUGUUUACUUGAUUGUAACCAGUUAAAAAGAACGUUUGUUACCUUAGCUGCUAUUUUGUUGACGCCGGACCCCAGUGAAGAAUCUGACCCUGUAGAGGCUGAAGCUGUCUGUCAUCGUGAUUGUGUGAUAAUGGCGGAUCCUGCGCGGAUCAAAACCGAGGUCACACUUGAGAGCCCAGUAGCCUGCCAAGAUGAGAAGCCUAAAGCUAAGGCGACAAAUGACACAACGUCCCCUGCCCCAGAAAAGCCUGCCGACGAACUAAAGGAGUCUUCUUCGCAAGACCAGCAGAAACAGGACGAUGCAUCUGAGCCAGCAGCAGCAGAGGAUGAAGAGGAAGGGACUUCAGGUCAGCCUGCAUCGAAAAGACUGAAGGUGGAACCAGAAAAGAAAAAGGAGAAGAAGCAAAAGGUUGAUGAGGACGAAAUACAAAAAAUGCAGGUUUUGGUGUCAUCUUUCUCUGAAGACCAGUUGAAUCGUUAUGAAAUGUACAGGCGUUCUGCCUUCCCUAAGGCAGCUAUUAAGAGGCUGAUCCAGUCCAUAACAGGAUCCUCUGUUUCCCAAAACGUGGUGAUCGCCAUGUCUGGUAUCUCCAAAGUUUUUGCUGGGGAAAUAGUUGAGGAAGCGCUGGAUGUUUGUGAAAAGUGGGGAGACACACCACCUCUUCAGCCCAAACACAUGAGGGAGGCGGUGAGGAGGUUGAAGAGCCGCCAUCAGAUUUCCAACACCAAGUACAAAAACAUUCUGUUCCACUGAGGUUUGCAGCCUCAAAUAACAUGUCAUUGAUGAUCAAAAUGCCCCUACUACGAAAGUGGUGCCGUUGCUCCAAGGAAACGUUGCGCCAGUUGUCAGACUACUUCCAACUUGUUGAGCCAACAUCAAGAUCAGUCUGCAUACUGCCGAAGAAACUUUGAUGUGCACGACCAAUGACUUUGAAAGGGAAGCAACACACCUGGUUCUUGUCCAACUGUCAGUGUAAAUGAUUGCUACCACAUUCAGUUCAAUUGAUAUGGAGUUGUACUGUCAAGUAUGGUUGUAAAUACAGUCAAUUUUAUUAUUGAUAGAA